This is a messenger RNA of Linum tenue, 1456 nucleotides long. The record is from the annotation of a GenBank genome assembly. NCBI's taxonomy places the organism in Eukaryota, Viridiplantae, Streptophyta, Magnoliopsida, Malpighiales, Linaceae.
CGUCUCAAAGCGCAUUCUCGGCGGAUAUUUAACUCUUCUGUUUGAACUUUGAAGCUUGUUCGUUAACCUCCUUACGGAAGUGCCAAGGGGAAUCGCUGCUUGAUUGAACGAGCUACUUCAGUGAAUUAGCCAAGGUGAGAGACAGCUAGGGUUUCAAGUAUUGGAUUCUGGAAGUUGGGAAGCAAAGGAGGGCAGGAUGGCCGAUGAAGGAUUGAGCCAGCGGAUAAAAGAGGACAAUCCUCAGUUAGCAUUAGUACUGAAAGAAAUGAAAGGAGGGUUGGAUUUGGUGAGAAGUAAAGUUGAAAGCUUGACUGCUAAGGUAAAAGCUAAUAAUUAUCCUACAGCUGAUGGGAUAAGCUACCUAGAGGCUAAAAAUUUGUUGCUUCUUAACUAUUGCCAAUCGCUGGUGUACUACAUGCUUCGUAAGGCAAAGGGUUUGUCAGUUGACAAUCACCCUGUUGUUCAAAAGCUUGUCGAGACGAGGUUGUUUUUGGAGAAGAUACGACCAAUUGACAAAAAACUUGAAUAUCAAAUUCAAAAGCUCACAAAGGGUGCUUCACAGCCUGUGGAUCAAGUAAAUGUCAAUAGCAAUACAGAGGCUUCUAGGAAUUCUGAGGAUCUUUUGAAGUAUCGUCCCAACCCAGAUAUGCUUAAUAACAAAUCUGUGGUCGCCUCUGGGGUGAGUUUCGAUGCUGUUGGUGUAUAUCGGCCACCAAAAUUGGUCCCAGUAGAAAUGGAAGGUGGCAGAAUAUCGAGGGAAAAAAGGAAUGAAGUGAGAAAAGAGAAAGAGAUGGUUAGACGGUCAAGACUGGGCUUCCAAAAAGAUUUGUUUGAUGACUUGCAGGGGAAGCCUGAAGAGGUUAAAGAAUCCUUUGGAAACGAGAGUAGGGAGUUUGAAAAAUAUCAGAGACACUGGGAAGCACGUGAGAAAGAGGAAGAAGACCAAUUCAUCCGUGCGCCUAUCACAAAGAAGGAGAAGAAAGAGUUGAGGAAUUUAAAGAGGUCAAGAGGCGGGUUGGAUGGUUUGACUGAUGGUUUCGAUAUCAAAUUCUUACCAUUGGAUGAUGGUGCUGGUGAACAACAGAAAGCUAGAAAUGGCAGUGUUGGAAUGAGGAAGCAUAAGAAACACAAGAGGAGGCAUUGAGCACAAGAAAAGCUGAGAUCCCCAGGCCAGUGUUGUGCUACGUUUAUGGGCAUACUUGAACCUGGGAGCUGGGAAGCUCAUUUCUGGUUCUUAUAAUUUUGCAAGUUCAAGGCCAGGCCAAAAGGAUAAGCGGCACGUCAAUUGCGUUAACUUACCAUCAUUAAACCAAUCUGUAAUCAAGUUUUGUGAGUGAGAGUUUUAGAUUCAAUGCAAAAUUUGAAUUUUUUAGUUUAUCAUAUACGGUUUCAAUGUACAAGGUAGACAUAUUACAAAAGAAUUUGAGAAAUAAAAUCAAUGAUCUGAAUCCAGAGA